CGAUGAUUCCAGAUUCCAGAUGGCUUCUCAAACUCUCUCAAAGCUUGUCGAAAGCCACGUCAACUCUUCUCGUCCACCUUCCUCACCUCCUCGUGUCAGCUGCUUCAGUCUGUCGGUUUACGCGUAAUAAAUUUCAAUAAAGAAGCGUCUGAUUACUAUCGAAGAGUCUCAGAAGUCGGCAGAAAGAGCGAAGCGCGAGCCAGGAAUAGCUGACAGUCAUGGAGGAGACACAACAAGAGAGGCAACAACAAGAAGUGAUGGUGGCUGGGGUGGACGAGAGCGAGCUCAGCUGGUACGCUCUCCAGUGGACCCUCGACCACUUCUCCGUGCCUUUCGCUCCUCACUUCCCUUUCAAGCUCGUCGUCGUCCACGCCAAGCCCAGCCCUGCCUCUGCUAUCGGCCUCGCCGGUCCCGGAGUAAUAGAGGUCUUGCCGAUAGUCGAUGCCGACUUGAGGAAAAUAGCUGGUUGGGUCAUGCAAAAGGCCAAGGACAUUUGUAACAGCAGAUCGGUUCACGAUGUGACCUUCCAAGUGAUGGAGGGCGAUGCUAGGAACGUUCUCUGCGAUGCCGUGCAAAAGCAUCGUGCUUCAGUACUAGUUGUCGGGAGUCACGGCCAUGGCACUAUAAAAAGGGCUGUUUUGGGUAGCGUCAGCGACUACUGCUCUCAUCACGCCCAUUGCACCGUGCUGAUCGUGAAGAGGCCGAAAAUCGAAGGCUGAACCCUAUCGCCGAUAGCAGUUGUGUAAAGUCAUAAAUGUCAUUAAGAGUGUGCACGUAAUGACAUCAACAAAUGACUUUCUUCUCUCUGAUAGACUUGGUUGCGUUCUGUUUGUGCAUACGAGGUGACUAGAAUUGCAGUGUUAUUACCAGUCUCUAGACUAUGUUCUGAAGCAGCUUCUAAACUUUUGCUUCAAAUAUGUCGAUUAUUG
Messenger RNA from Rhodamnia argentea, 929 nucleotides. Its product is annotated as universal stress protein PHOS34-like. The transcript has 4 exons. The record is from RefSeq and is a predicted model, not a curated record. Bases 219 to 719 code for a protein of 166 amino acids. NCBI's taxonomy places the organism in Eukaryota, Viridiplantae, Streptophyta, Magnoliopsida, Myrtales, Myrtaceae.